AUGUUUAGCGCUACUGUCAACAUCUGGUUGUGUUUUUAUGUUAGUGAAAAAGGACACAUAAUGUUUAAUGAAUGUCUUAUGUUUGAGGUGCACCACGGAGGUCGGUUUAAUAGGGAAAAUGGGGUAGCCUAUGUUGGUGGGGAUGUAACAAAUUACCCUGACCUAAUACCUAACAAGAGUCUAGAUGAAGGGCUACGGCUUCUGUCUUCUGACCAUGAUGUCAUUGAAAUAGUGGGGCACCACAAUGGUCAUGGAGUAGCAGAGUUAUAUGUGGUUGGGUUUAUUUUGUAUGAUGUACCUGUAGAUUUACCUAGAGGAGAGGAAAGUGUUGAUGAGGAAUAUGAAGAAGAAUAUGAGAGAAAUACUGUAUAUAGGAGAGAUCCAUUUUGGAAUGAGAUUCUAAGUGAUGACUUGGACGCCUUAGAAGUAAAUGCUGAUACGGGGUAUGGAGAGGCAGGAGCUUCUGUCGAAGGAGAAGAUAUAGGAGUAGAUCAAGAGUUUGUAGGAGAACCAUCACACGUAGUAGAAGAAGAUUUGGAAGCAGAAGUAGCAGUAGCUUUAGCUGCAGCUGAAGAUGAGUUUGCACAAGGUGUGGGUAAGGGUAAGGGUGUGGUUGAGGGUGAGGAUGAGCCUGUUUCCGAUGUGUCUCGGAGUGGUAUAUUGAUCACUCCCGAUAAUACUAGUGGAGAUGAUGAGCCGGAUUCUUCAAAAAGGCCGUGUGUCACCAAGAGGGUGCCAUUUUCAAAAUCUGAUUUUGAGAAGCCGACUCUGCAUAAAGGUAAUACUUUUGAUAGUGUGUAUGAUUUCAGAAAAGCUAUUAAACAGGCCAAUAUAUUGAAGGGGAAGGACUUAGUUUACCAAAAGAAUUCUAAAUCAAAAGUAAUUGCAGUGUGUAGAGAGAAGAAUUGUAAAUAUAGGGUUUAUGGAAGACAGUUGAAGGGUGAGGCCACAUUCAUGUUGAUUUCACUUAGGCCCAAACAUACAUGUGCUCGGAAAUACAAGAAUCAUUUGAUUACUUCCAAGUGGAUUGCUGAGUGGUGCUUGGACAGUUUUAGAGAUCAACCGAACAUGCCUAUAGAAGUCCUGAAGAAGAAGGUGAAGAAGAAAUGGAAUGUUGAAAUCCAUCCUAGUACCCUAUAUAGGGCUAGGAAGAGGGCACAAGAGGUGAUUUAUGGGAAGUUGGGUGAGCAGUACCAUCGUCUAUGGGACUGUUGCACGACAAUCAGAAGCACAAAUGUGGGGAGUUGUGUUAUUUUGAUGGUUGAGAGACCUAUGCCUGAAAUGCCAUGUAGAUUCCAAAGGAUGUACAUAUCCUUGGCAGCAAUGAAAAAUGGCUUCAAGGAUUGGUGUAGGCCUGUGAUAGGCCUUGAUGCGUGUUUCUUGAAGGGGGUUUACAAGGGGCAGUUAAUGGCAGCUAUUGGAAGGGAUGCCAAUAAUAACAUGUAUCCAAUAUCCAUGGCAGUUGUAGAGGCAGAGACCAAGGAUAGUUGGUCAUGGUUUCUUGAGGCACUAUUGGCUGAUCUUGGCCCCAGUGGUGUACGUAGAUGGACUUUUAUUUCAGAUAGACAAAAGGGUCUUGUACCAAGUCUUAUGGAGGUGUGCCCUAACGCUGAGCAUCGGAUAUGUGUGCGGCACUUGUACGCCAAUUUUCGGAACGACGGUCACCGAGGGGGUGUUACUAAAGGACUUGCUGUGGAGAGCUGCUGCAUCUUACACACAGAAUGAGUUCUAUGCUGUAAUGGAAGAGCUUAAGGGCCUUAAUUUGCCAGCCUAUGAGUACCUUUCGAAGGUUGACCCUGCAACUUGGUGUAGGGGAUGGUUCAACACAUAUGCAAAGUGUGACCUCUUACACAACAAUUUGGCCGAGUGCUUCAAUUCUUGGAUCACCAAGUUCAGAGAUAAGACCAUACUGGUAAUGUUGGAAGGCAUUAGGACAAGUUUGAUGAGAA
Alnus glutinosa is the source of this 1949-nucleotide messenger RNA. RefSeq lists its product as uncharacterized. The record is from RefSeq and is a predicted model, not a curated record. NCBI's taxonomy places the organism in Eukaryota, Viridiplantae, Streptophyta, Magnoliopsida, Fagales, Betulaceae. Bases 1 to 1725 code for a protein of 574 amino acids. The transcript has 4 exons.